This is a messenger RNA of Naegleria fowleri, 657 nucleotides long. RefSeq lists its product as uncharacterized. The record is from RefSeq and is a predicted model, not a curated record. Gene Ontology annotation, cellular component: cytosol. Gene Ontology annotation, molecular function: hydrolase activity, hydrolyzing N-glycosyl compounds. The transcript is spliced from 3 exons. Lineage: Eukaryota; Heterolobosea; Eutetramitea; Acrasida; Naegleriidae. Gene Ontology annotation, biological process: cytokinin biosynthetic process. Bases 1 to 657 code for a protein of 218 amino acids.
AUGUCGCAACAACACACUUCACAAGUUGUCUCAUCUUCUUCCUUCCCAGAGCAACAACAACAACCCACUCGUUCCGUGGUCGUUUACUGUGCGAGCAGUUCCAAGCUGGACAGGAAAUAUUUUCUUGCGGCAGAGCAAGUUGGAAAGGUUUGUGCUGAGAAUGGUUUUUCAGUACGUUAUGGAGGAGGAAAUUCUGGUUUAAUGGGAACUGUUGCUAGUGAAUGUAUGAAGCAUGGAGGACACGUCGUUGGUGUCAUUCCAAAAUUCAUGAUUGACAAACAAUGGAAUAUGGAAAAGCACUUUAUUUCCGAAUUGAUUGUUACUGAUAGUAUGCACGAAAGAAAGGCCAAAAUGGUAGAGGAUACUGAUGCAUGUAUUGCAUUGCCAGGAGGUGUUGGAACUUUUGAAGAAUUAUUGGAAGUCAUCACAUGGAAGAAGCUUGGUAUUUAUUGCAAACCUAUUGUGAUUGUUAACAUUGAUGGAUAUUACGAUCCUCUUAUUCAAUUGUUCAAGAAUGCAGUCCAAGAACAGUUUAUGAAUCCAAAGCAUUUGGACCUCUUCUCAGUGGUGACCUCCGGUGAUGACGUGAUCCGUGCCAUUACUACUGCUCCCUCAUGGUCUUCGUCUAACAUUGAUUUUGUUGCUGAAUUGCUCUAA